AUGGCAGAACGUAGCGGAGUGCCGUAUCCCAAGUAUCUCACCAUAUCCCGAUUGAACUCCGGCGACGGACUGCAACGUGUGUCGGUGGAGCUCAUCAGGAACGUGCUGGAAAACAUCAGCUGCGGUCCCAUCGAAUACUGCCAGAAGCUGAGCAACGGCACGGUGCUCGUCAAGACUUGGGGCAGCCUGAAUGCCGCAAAACUCGCGCAGGUGGGCUUCUUCUCGCUCUCCAGCAGCAUCGAUUUGGCGGUGAGGGAACAUUGGAGUCUCAACCAUGGCAGGGCCGUGAUGCAUUCGUACGAACUGGCGCAACACUGCGAGGCGGAGAUACUCCAGCAGCUGCAGGAGCACGAUGUCAUCCAUGUCAGCAAGAUCACUCGUAGGAGGAAGCGCAACAAGGAGCACGAGACGGGUUUGAUCAUACUGCAGUUUGCCCAUCCCUAUCCGCCGCCCAGCAUUCGAAUGGGUGACAAAGUCAUACGACUCCAUCCGUACGUGCCACAUCCAACGCGCUGCAGCAAUUGUCUGCUCUUCGGCCACCCUGCCAGGACGUGUCAACGUCCCAGGACCUGUGCAAACUGCGGCUAUGCGUACCACCUGACCGCCGGCGAGAGGUGCCAUCGGGCGCAGGCGUGCCUCAAUUGUCGGACGAGGAAGGUGCCCCACUCCAGGCAUCACACAUUCGACAGGGAGUGUCCCACUUUCAUCUGGGAGGAUCAGAUCCGGGCCAUCUCCAUCGUUUCGGGUGUCUCGCGGCGAAGAGCCAUUUCGAUCUACAAAAGCCACUCGCGCAGAGACAGACCAAUGUCCCAUUUUUCCGAGGUUGCCAGAUUGUCCUACCUGAAAUUAAGAGUGAGUGAGACCGUGUUUAAUUAA
Molecule: messenger RNA, 876 nt
Organism: Drosophila subobscura
Lineage: Eukaryota; Metazoa; Arthropoda; Insecta; Diptera; Drosophilidae
Exons: 1
Coding region: 1-876 (291 amino acids)
Source: RefSeq, a predicted model, not a curated record